Molecule: messenger RNA, 7024 nt
Organism: Rhincodon typus (whale shark)
Lineage: Eukaryota; Metazoa; Chordata; Chondrichthyes; Orectolobiformes; Rhincodontidae
Product: PR domain zinc finger protein 1-like
Exons: 6
Coding region: 1-2292 (763 amino acids)
Biological process (GO): regulation of transcription by RNA polymerase II; cell fate commitment
Cellular component (GO): nucleus; cytoplasm
Molecular function (GO): histone deacetylase binding; DNA-binding transcription repressor activity, RNA polymerase II-specific; RNA polymerase II cis-regulatory region sequence-specific DNA binding
Source: RefSeq, a predicted model, not a curated record
AUGAAAGCUGAGAUCUCAGAUAUGAGCCAGUGGACAGAGGUGGAUUUGGAAGAGAAGUGCACCUACAUUGUAAAUGACCAACCGGCGGACCCAGCAAAAUAUGCUGAGAUCCCUCUGGCCAGAGCUUCCAUACCCCGAAACCUUACCUUCAAGUACACAGCUACCAAUGAGGUGAUUGGAGUCAUUAGCAGGGAAUACAUCCCCCAAGGGACACGUUUUGGGCCAUUGGUCGGGGAUAUUUACACCAAAGACAAUGUCCCAAAGAACAUAAACCGAAAAUAUUUCUGGAGGGUGUAUUCCUCCGGGAGUCUCAGUCAUUUUCUGGACGGGUAUAAUGUGUGUAAAAGUAAUUGGAUGCGGUACGUAAAUCCCGCACAAUCGGCUGAAGAGCAGAAUUUAGUCGCCUGUCAGAAUGGCACCGAUAUUUACUUCUACACCGUGAAGCCAAUCCCUCCCAGCAAUGAGCUGCUGGUCUGGUACAGCCGGGAGUUUGCUGAGAGAUUGAAUUAUCCUCCGACCCGGGACCUGGUGAUGCUAAAACUCAAACAUAAUCUCAAGGGAUACAAGGAUCUGGUGUCUGAAUUCACUGGCCAGCUACCUCAGAACCGAGAAGACAUACAAGAAGGCCAAAAACAGUAUGCUAACGACACAAAGAAUGAGGAAGAAAAGGUGGAUGUGGAGAUAAUUGACAGAGAUACGCCACCCAUCACUCCUGAUGACGAAAUUGCGGAUUUCAGUAAAAAGUUUUAUCCAGGUGUAGAGACCAGACAUCUACCAGAAGAAAAUAGCUCAAAGAUAAAUGAUGUUAAUGACAAGGAAAGGUCAUUGGAGAGAACCAGCCCUUUAUACAGAACCAGUCCAAACCAAAGAUCAAAAAGUCCUGUUGUUGAACAAAGCCCUCAGAUUUUGUCUCUCAAUUCAACUACCUCAUCUCAGAAAGAACUCCCUCUACAUUUGAAUGGAUGUCACAGUCAUGCCGAGGGCCUGGUCUCUUACCCAAUGUACUCACCUCCAAGUCAUGUCCAGCAACAGUAUAUGUAUCCAUAUAGCACGCUGUCUCCUCACUACCCUCGAUUAAUAUUGCCCAACUAUUCACCUGCUUUCAACAGUUUUCACACGCUGAACAGUCCAGGCACUUUGAACAAUGUGAACAAUCUUAGCCUGUUUGGCAGGAUGGCCCCAGUCUGUGGCAGUUUUGUGAAUGGAGACUAUCUGCCUCAUCCCAUGAUGAGCCAGCCUGUUCUGCCGGUCACACUGUCUAAUGAAGAAGGCCAAAGGCUUCAUGUCCCUGAGCAGCCAAGGCGCCUCCUUAUCCCUGCCCCGACCAGUGCUUUCUCACCCACAGGUCCAGCAAUGGACCUGAAGGAAAGUCCUCAUGACCAUUCACCACCAUCCGGUACCUCAAUAACCUCUGAGCUGUCGAUGCCACUAAAAACUACCUCCUGGAUUCCAGCAAGCGAGGAAGCGAUAAAUCUGAGCAAACCAAAGAUUUCUCUGGCAGAUUCCCCUGGUUAUAAAUCACUUCCAUACCCACUGAAGAAACAGAAUGGGAAGAUCAAGUAUGAGUGCAACGUGUGUUCAAAGACCUUCGGUCAGCUAUCGAACCUAAAAGUCCACCUGAGGGUCCACAGUGGAGAGAGACCUUUCUCAUGCCACACGUGCAAUAAGACAUUUACACAACUUGCUCAUCUCCAGAAGCAUUAUCUGGUGCACACCGGAGAAAAGCCUCAUCAGUGCCAGGUGUGUCACAAACGUUUCAGUAGCACCAGUAACUUGAAGACUCACCUCCGUCUCCACUCUGGGGAAAAGCCCUAUCAGUGCAAGCAGUGUUCGGCAAAAUUCACCCAGUUUGUUCACCUCAAGCUGCACAGACGCCUGCACAACAAGGAACGGCAACACAGGUGUCACUUCUGCUCCAAGAGCUACAUCCACCAGUGCAGCCUGAAAAUCCACCUGAAAGGCAAUUGCUCUAUGGCCUCGGUGAGCAGCUUGUCCAAGGAGGAACUCCUCAGGAUUGACAAUGUGAUUGAUAACUUCGACAUGAGUGAACGUGCAGAAAGAUUGGAUGAGAGCGCCACUGCAACAGAGGUGGAAGUGGUAACUGAGCAGCUUCUAGCUGCUGGCCUAGAGAAGGGCUACAAAGAGGACCCAUUCAAAGCAACAUGUCACAAGAGCAAUGGAGACAACCUUCCAUCCAUUGGCUUCCAUGAGAGGACCAAAAAUCUAAUGUUAUUCCACCAUAGUUCACCACCUCGUCUGCCUGUCAGGGUCAAGCAAGAAGCCAGUUUAUAAUUGCACAUUAGUUAUCAUGUGCCAGGACUAAUAUGAUGAGUUCUUCAGUAAACAGGGUUAACCACUGGAGCACAUAUGACAUAGCUGACUGUUUUGGGAAACUACAAGAAAAAAAUCAUGGCAGUGAGGAAAUUGAAUCACACAAAUUUUUGUGUGUGAUUUACGUACUUCCAGUCAUAAUAUAGUGUUUAUAUGUAUCUGUGUGCAUGUAUGUUUGUUUUAGUUUAGUUGUCCUCUUGUUAUGUUAUAGAAUCUGGUAAAUUGUGAAUCCAUUCUCUUGUCCUUGUGAGUUCCUAUUGAUUCAGUCAGACCAAAAAAAUUACCCAAACACACGGCCUUUACUGGGUCUGGAUGACAUAUAGACCCAGCCUCUGCUGUAAUAGUUCUGCUUUCAAUGCUGUCUCAGGGUGUGUUAGAUAUAUUUAUGCAACAGAAAAUGGUAUAUAUUUUUAUUAGUUAAGAGACAAUCAGAUAUGAGUUUAUUCUUCUAAGGUCUAUAUCUUAUUUAUUAAGACACAAAGCAUUGCUUUUAUUUUAAAUAAAGUUCACAGUGACUAAAAUGUGGGAUAAUUGAUUGAUAUCUGUGAUGCUAGUAAUAAGAAAAUUGAAUUAUUUCAAAACCCAAUGUGACAAAUAGGCAUCAGAAGAACAAAUUGUUUUCAGGCCUUGAUAUUCCUACCUGUCAAUUUUGAGUUUAUCCAAUGGUCCCGUUUACUCUCAGUCUGAAUAUUUGUGUGAGAUAACAUAGAAACAGUCAAGUGUAACACUGUGUUAUUAGCCAAGCUUGCAUGGGCUGAGAAGACUGAAGGUUCUAUAAAUGGAAGUGAUUGGAUCCUUCUGAAUUCAGCCAGCAAAUUACAUGCAGUCUUACAGAUUGAACUCUUGCAGUUUAGUUGUGAGGGUGAAGUUCAAAAGUGGGGUGAGAUAUUAUUAAAUUAAUUCCUUUCCCACCAAGUAUCAAGAAAUUUCUCUUUGGUUUGGGACUGGAGAAUUCACAGUGUGUGGUGUGUGUAGAAGGUAGUGAGGAUAGAUUGCUGCUGGAAGAGGAAAGUAUUUUGAUGGCAAAUCCUUCAUCCUCCAGUGUUUGAACAGCAGAUUUGUUUCAUAUUUGUGGGUUUUUUUUUGUUAAUUGCCUCCUAUUCAGCUCAUUCAUUCACAUUCUGACCAUUCUGCAAUGAAUGAUUCAGGUUUCCUAUGAUAUCUUCAAAAAAAUAUGCGUACCAAUAGAAACACAAAAUUGCUCCAACUCUAAAUCUUUAUGUCCCUUUUGGUCCUCCGGUGUUCUGCUCCCACCACUAUAUUAUGCACUUCUCUGCCUUUACAGGGGCUGGACAUGAGACAGAGCUUCUUCUCAAUAAGCACUUGCAAGCUGCCAGUCACCACUAAAACUGGCAAAAUAAAACUAAUUGCAUUCCUUAUCUUUAUAAAAUCGCCGUCAAAGCAGGGCAUAUUAUGGUACACGGCCUGUGUUUUUACAUAGGGUGUUGUGAAGUUUGCAUUAGUGUUAGAGCUAACUACGCUUAAACUGAGUGUGUAUCAGAUAGAAGGGGCAGGGAUUGGAAUAGCAUCCACCCUUUUAAAGCCAAAAUCUGCUGAAACCACCUAACUGUAUGACAAGAAUUUCAACAAAGGUUUCUUUAUUCUUCUGACGUACUUUAUAGCUGGCUGAAUGAUGUCAAAUCAAAAUGGAUUCAGAAGCAACAAGACUAAAAAUACACACAUUGUUUUUCAGAUGCGUAUACAAAUGCCAAAAAAACAGACCUUUGAGGCUUAGACUUGGAAUAAUGUGGUUUAACCAAGUCCUAGAGUGGCUAAGUAGAGCAUAAGUUUUUUAACCUGUUACUAGUUAUUGUGAGUAGGUAACCAGUAAAGAUUGCUCAGGGCAAGAUACUUUUUUGAAAAUAAAGACUGUAAAGAAAUUGCUACUUUUGACAAUUAGAAGUUAGUUUUCGUAAAAAAAAAAUAGAAAAAUUCAACACAUCUUCACGGAAAAAUCCAAUAGUCAUGCGCUGUGCUUUAAACCUGACUCUUGCAGCCUGACAAAGGGAUUCCAUUUCUCAAUUUUACUGUUUGCUUUGAGAGCAUGAAUUUAUAUUUUGUCUUUUACAUUGGAUUUAGAUUUGAAUGUUUGAGUGUUGUUUCCAUGGAAACCACUAGUGGAAUGCUGUCGCCCAAACACAAGGGAGCAAUCAUCCAAUGGACAUUAUAAUUGAACAGUUGUGUCCAAAUUCAUCUUUGAUUCUGUCAAGCUACAGGAAAAGUAUACAUCUCCCAGCUUUACUUUUAUAGGUUUCCCUGUUAACCGUAAUUUCUGUGAUUACUAUUAGCCAUAUGUCUACUCUGGUUAAAAAGUAUGCUGCAAUUUUUUUCCAAUUUCAGGGGAGUUAACAUGUGGUUUUCUUGGCUACUCAUGGUUUAAAAGUAAUGUCCAUGGCUCCUCUGAAUCUCAUGAUUUCACAAGAUUUUUGAUGGGCGGCAUCCAUAACUCUGAUAGACCCAUGGCUUCAGUGGUUUCCAUGGCAAAAUGAAAGCCCUGGCAAUAUGUAAACCAAAGCAGUACUUUUCUUCAACUGGGUCCACUUGAAACAUUCCUUUUUGAUGUAUUUGUUUACUAAAGGUGCAGUGAAUUCACUUAAAUAUAUCAUGAACCUCCUUGACUCUUUUCCAGCAAUCCAUUAUACUGUGAAAUAUGCUGCCACAUGGGCUUAUGCUGAACUUGAUGUGUGUUUACAAUGUACCAUUGACCCUUUGCAGUAUGGAAUUCCAAACCAUUCAGCACUGGGUUCAAAGAGCAAAGAUCAGGGAUCUUAAAGAAUCUCAAUAUAGGGGCUUUAAUUCAAAUAUCUUCAGAUUGUUAGUGGUGAACAAUUGGACUAUUUUAAAAUAAGGAGCACAAUAGUCUGAAAAGGCUGUUUUGUGAAGUGCUGCUCUUUUGAUUUGAGCUGUUCCACACAUUGCACACAUGGUAUAGGAACAGGAGUAUGCUACACAGAUCCACCCCCACCAUCACCAGUACCUCCUUCCGCCCCACCUCACACACACAAAAUUAAUUAUUAAUGAUCUCCAGCCUUUCCUUGACUAAAUGUGACUCAGGUUUAAGAUUUUAAGAAAAAUCCGUCUGAUUAAUCAGAUUGUUCAGUUUCUACCUCUACCCUUAUCUUUAUUUCUUCAGUGUUCUUCCAGAACUAGCUCAGGGCUAUCAAGUCAUACGGUUCAGUGCCAACUUAUGUCACUAGAGUUAGCUGUUAUCUUUAAGAAGCUGGGGGACAGUUGGUUUGUGAUGCAGAGUGAUGCUAACAAUGUGGGUUCAAUUCCAGCACUAGUUGAGGUCACCAUGAAGAUUGCCGUCUCAACCUGUGCCCUCGCCUGAGACAUGGCGACCCUCAGGUUAAACUCACUGCCUGUUAUCUCUCUCUAAUGAGAGUGGGACUAUGGUGACUUAACCUUUACCUUUAAACAGACAUCCAACAGCAGUAAGGAGAUGAUCUCAUGUGGUAUGAGCAGGCCCAAGCCUGCCCCUGUAUUAUUAUCUGCUGAUUGAUGUUCCACAGCAGCUAGUGGCUCCCUUCGCACAAGUACAACUAGGACAGAAUCUUAGGAGACAUCAGAAUGAAUCUGCUGUCUGCUUUGUGGAGCAUUUCCUGUGACUACUUCCUCUUCAGGCAAACACUUUUUGUAAUUAUUUUCACAGCAUCUUUGAAAGAUUCAGUCACAAGCCAAUCUUUUAAAAAAUAAAAUAUCUUUAAUUCCUUCACUUGCACUGUCCAAAAACUCAAGCAAUCAUUGGCUUAAAGUGAGUAAAGAAAAAACCCAGAGGACCAUGUGCCAGAAUCAUGACCAGAGCAGCAAGGUGACAAAUCCAUAUGGGAUAGGUAUCUGCAGGAACAACGGUAAUAUUCAGCCAGUGUCAGGCAAUCAAUUAUGUAUCCCUUUACUCCAUAAAUAAGUCUAAUUUUUUAUCACACUUAAAUCCCAAAUCAGUUAAAAAGGCCUCAUGUUUAGAAGCAGGAACGAAUAUAAUGUCACUUCUUCCAUACAAAGCUUUAGCUUGUAGUCAAGUGUAGAAAUUAUAUUUCACUGCUAUUUGGAUUACCACUAAAUAUUGCAACAAUGAACACCUAUGUAGGUAUUGAUGACAGCACUGGUGGUAACUUCUUUUCUAUGAUCUAUGUACCCAAAUAACUAGCUUGCAGUUAUAAAGAAUCAACAGGCAUUGCAGCAGUAGGAACAUUAGUAUUGGCAUUUUCAUUCUAGAUUAAAGGACAUUAAAGACUCCCCCAAAGAAAAUGACAAUUGUCAGCAUGGACAUGGACAGCAGUGACAAACCUAAAGCCAAUUGAUCAACAAAUAAGCAACUCUCCCCCAAAGACACUGAGGAAGUUUACACUGAGUCACUGCACCUCUAUCUCUUCCUCUCAAGAAAACCAAAUGUUGUUGGAUAAGUAUCUGGGGUCAACAGAUGGAAAUCAGGCUGUUCUUAGUUGAGAUGUUCAACUUCCUUUAACUUGAAUCAAACAGCAGGUCAAAAAUGUUACAGGGACAGAAUGACAUACAUAUUUGCACCAAAGUUACAGGAUAGUUCUUUUUUGCAACUUCACUUACUUUGGGUAUCAAAUGAAGUGUUUUGUACAGAAAGACCUUUUGUAAAAUUAUGUUUACAUGUGGUUUACAUUUUAUUUAUGUUAAAUUUCUCAUAUGUAGCUGUGACUUAAAUUAAACAUGUUCAUUUCUA